Messenger RNA from Thrips palmi, 3014 nucleotides. It is a transcript of the gene Tmem214, whose product is annotated as transmembrane protein 214-B. The transcript is spliced from 13 exons. The record is from RefSeq and is a predicted model, not a curated record. The coding region runs from base 116 to 2107 and encodes 663 amino acids. Lineage: Eukaryota; Metazoa; Arthropoda; Insecta; Thysanoptera; Thripidae. Gene Ontology annotation, cellular component: Golgi apparatus; endoplasmic reticulum.
AGCGCAGACGUGGCUCCAUCUGUUUCUGACAGGAGAUAAACAACACUUGUCCGUCGUCCGUCAACAAGCUGCUUUUCGCCUUUCCUCUGCGUUUUCUCCAAGAGUUCGUGUGACAAUGUCUGGCCCGCAGUGGGAACUUGUGACGAAGAACAAGAAGGACAAGCCGGCUAACGGCGUAACUCGCAAACUCACCAAAACUGAGAAGAAAAAGUUCGCCGAUAACGCUCCCAAAGUCGAGGAUUUGUUGCCCAUGUCCAAGGUGAAAUCUCUCUACUCGGAUUUUCCUGAAGUCAACAAGCCACCUGCGGUGGAUGUUAAGAAAGGCAAGGAGAAUGAUGCGAAGAAGCAACAGCAGAAGAAGCCCCAGCAGCAGAAGGCUGAGAAGCCCAAGGAGAGCAAGCCCAAGACCCUCGAUGCAGCCAUCAAUAGGAUAGAUGUGCCAGAAUUUCAGAAUUUAAUUGCUGCACUGCAAGCAAAGUUUGACGGGUCUACCCUAAUGUGGCUGAGGACGAUCGAUAACUUUUUAGACCAAAGUCUGACUGUCGAAAUUAGUGACCCUGUGUUUUCUUCGAAAAACCAUGAGUAUCCCCUCUGUCUUCUACCACCUGCGAUGCUGUCUUCCUUAAAAGACGCUCUGGAAACUGCUGGUGAAGCCAAUCGGCAACUUUAUUUUGAAAUUCUUCUCAAUCAUUUAGCGCAAGAACUGACCAAAGGAUUCUCCGCUGUUGGUACAAGAAUAUUAUUACAAGUGAUGGGAACAUCCUACCCUGAGACAGUGGUUGCGGCUAUCCCUAAAUGUUUAGCUCUUCAAAAUUCUUAUAAAAGCAGAAAACCUAUAUGGCUCUCUAUUCUGUGGGCUAUGGGCCAGGGUGGGUUUAAAGAUCUCUCCGUUGGUUUGAAAGUUUGGCAAGAUGUCAUGCUCCCUGUUCUGGAAUUGAGGAAUUAUUCACAAUAUGUUGUUGAAUAUUUAACAAGGCUUCUAGGAAGGCACUCAGCUAGUCCUGCCCUUAGCGUUGACGAAUAUCUAAGUGCAAUGGACUCAAUUUUGCGACCUGACGUAUCAAUUUCAAAUCUACUCACUGAUUCUCUUCAGCGUCAAGCAAAGAUAUUGAGAAAAAUUGCAGUCAAUGCUACUCCUGAUGCCAAACUGAAUCUUUUCUUCAAGCCUCUCAUGAAUAGAUUAGCAACAGCAGACACUGAUGCCUACAAGGAAGAGGUUUUGGAGUUCCUGUAUUUGUGCCUGUGUGCAGAUGACCAAUGUUUCAACACAUGGAAGCAAAUCUACUCAUCAAACUUGUCCGAAAGCGCUGCUCUUCUGGAACAUAUCGCGAGCAAAGCGAGUUCCUCAGAAACUAAACCUGCUGAAAAGUCUUGCAAGUCUUUUAUAGACUUUGUUGUCAAGACUAAUGCAUCAUUACAAACUGCAAAACCCAAGCUUAAGGGAUUAGAAGACAGCCGUAAAGUUUGUGAGUCACUCUCCUUCAAAAUGGCUUCAAAGAAGAAGAGCUCGUACUGGAAAUUCAUCAGCUUCAUCCUCAUUCUUGCAUUUGGCGGUAUGGUUGCCUACGAUAUCAAACUUCAUGGUAGUUUUAAAGAAUCUACUGUGGGACGAACCUUACACGACACUGGUGCUUUGGCCUAUGGAAAUCUUGCUCUGGAACAAGCCAAAGUCUACACACAGAAAGGGGCCGAAUGGACACGUGAAAAUGGUCCUAUUUAUUAUGCAUCAGCUGUCGAAGUUUCCAAACCGUACCUUGAACUUGCCCGUGACUUGGGUCUCAUUGCAUACAACAGUGCAUCAAAAGCUUGCGUUGCCGUUGAUAGUUGGUGCACUACAAAUGCCCCCGAAGUCACUAGUCAGGUGAAGAAAUACGCAACUGUCGCGGGAGAAACCUUCGUACAGUAUGCUGGUGAUUUCGGACGUUACACCAGGGUUGGAUUUCAAUCUGCUCAGGAAUAUGCUGCCAAAAAUAUUUUUGUUGGAAAAUGGUCUCCGGAAAAUCUACAGAAGAUGACCCAUGAAGCGGUGAAUGUUACCCAACGGUACGUCAUCUCAACCUAUGAAUGGAUUGUGGAGCAAGUUGAUUCAGUUAGCAAAGCCCGUUGAUCAAAUACCACUUUUUUAAAAAUCCUGAGCCCUGUAAUUUUGUUCAUUGGUGUAAGUCUUUCUAUUAUGUACCUUAUCUGACAGAGGAGAGCUCAAGUCAUUGUUUGUCUAUUUAUAUCCUUUCUCAUUUCUUUCCUCUCAUGUUGCUUUUCUAUGGUAUUGAUACUUUGACUGAUGAUUUGGCAUGGGGUUUCCAGUACCAGUGUGUCAUAGGCACGGCAUCCCAAGCAGUUGGUUUUUCUUUCGGGUGUCUUCUUUUUAAAAAAAUUUCUUUGUAAUGGAAAACAGAGCAAGUGUACCUUUUCUUUCUGUUCACUGUCAAUUUUGAAAGAACUGAGAAUAGUUGUUAAUGUCUUUUGUAUAAAAUCAUUGUUAGGUUUCUCAAGUUUUAGAAUUGUGUAUAUGUGAAUUAUUUGUUUCUAAAGUGUUACUGAAUGAUCAUGACAUUUUAAAAAUUGGAGCAUUCCCUGUAAUUGUGCUUAUUUCUAUGCUGCUAUGAUGUGUAGCUAACUUAAGUCAUUCCUUGUAAUUAUGCAAAUUUAAAUGGACUGAGAAUUUAUCUCCAUAGUUUUAAUUUAUUUUGUUCUUCAGUGAAAUUGUGUUUGUGAUCAAGCUGCUACAUUAAUAGAUUCUUUAGAUUUUAGCCUUACCAGAUUUACUUUUCUUUUACUAUGUAUGUAUUUUACAAAACACUGCUGGUGUUAUAUGAAAUUCCUAUCACUACCUGUAGAAUGAUUGUAGAGCAUCAUUUUGCUUCGUUUUAUUCCUCACGACAGGAUUCUAUUUAUAUUUGUAAAUUUUCAGUAUUUGUCUCCUUGUUUUUGAGUCACAAAUUUUUCAUCUGUUAGGAUGCAUGCAAGCAAUUUUUUUUUUCUGCAUAAUAAUAAAUGUAGGGUUUGUCAAAGAA